Molecule: messenger RNA, 7599 nt
Organism: Engraulis encrasicolus (European anchovy)
Lineage: Eukaryota; Metazoa; Chordata; Actinopteri; Clupeiformes; Engraulidae
Gene: mtf1
Product: metal-regulatory transcription factor 1
Exons: 11
Coding region: 392-3250 (952 amino acids)
Biological process (GO): positive regulation of transcription by RNA polymerase II
Cellular component (GO): nucleus
Molecular function (GO): DNA-binding transcription activator activity, RNA polymerase II-specific; RNA polymerase II cis-regulatory region sequence-specific DNA binding
Source: RefSeq, a predicted model, not a curated record
UCUACAAUAUCAAUGAACUCGUGCGAUUGUGUGCAAUAAUGUAGCCAGCAUACCACUCAAAUAACUUAACAGUUACUAGGGGUGUUGCAGAGUCAUGCAGAGAGAUGGAGUGGAGAGCAGCACUUGACAUGACUCACUGUGGUUGACUCAGUGGAAUGAAGGCUUCCCGUCAUGCUCCGAGCAGGAAGCUGAAUUUUGACGUUGUUUAAUCAUGGUACUGUUGGGGACUCGAAGCAAAGAAAGUAUUCGCAAGCUGUACGAAACGUUUUGGGAUAUUUUCAACACUGGUAACGGCAGCUGGUGGCCUGCCACUUGUGCGUGAGCUUGCGAGCAAGCGAGUGUCGACGGAACCCGUGGCCUUGCCUCGCCUCGCCUCUGCACACGGGCCAUCAUGGGCGAGAAUGGCUCCCUCGCCGACACCGCCAUGUGCUACCAGGAGGUGGCGCUGGGUGGCGAGGACGAGAAGAUCGCUGGCUACGACGACCACGACAAGGACGAGGACGAACACGACCUCGACCACGACCUCCACGACGACGACGACGGCGGGCCGGACGAUGGCGACGACCUGAUGAUGCACCCCUCCACCUCCACGUGCAUGGGGGGCGGCCGCGUGUACGACCGCACCACCGUGCUGAUCGAGCAGGACCCCAUCCGUCUGGACGAGGAAGGGGAGGAGGACGGCCACUGCGGGGCAGACUGCGAGGAGGACGGCAUGGCGUUCCUGGCCGAGGGCGAGGAGGGAGAGGGGAACGAGGACGACGAUGAUGACGAGGACGAGGGCAUGGACGGCUCGCUGGUCUUCAUGAGCGACCCCGAGGGCAUGGCACACGGCUACGUGCACCACACCAUCUCGCCAGACCAGAUCCAGUUCAUCAUCAACCCGGGCUCCACGCCCAUGCCACGCAACAUCGAGGGCGCCACGCUCACACUGCACUCUGAGUGCCCCGAGACCAAGCUGAGAGAGGUGAAGCGCUACCAGUGCACGUUCGAGGGCUGCACACGCACCUACAGCACGGCAGGCAACCUGCGCACGCACCAGAAGACGCACCGGGGCGAGUACACCUUUGUGUGCAACCAGCAGGGCUGCGGCAAGGCCUUUCUCACCUCCUACAGCCUCAAGAUCCAUGUGCGUGUGCACACCAAGGAGAAGCCUUUCGAGUGCAACGUGCAGGGCUGCGAGAAGGCCUUCAACACGCUCUACAGACUCAAGGCCCAUCAGCGUUUGCACACGGGGAAGACGUUCAACUGUGAAUCUGAAGGAUGCACCAAGUACUUUACCACGCUCAGCGACCUGAGGAAGCACAUCCGCACUCACACGGGCGAGAAACCCUUCCGGUGUGACCAUGAUGGGUGUGGCAAAGCGUUUGCAGCCAGCCACCACCUGAAGACCCACGUACGGACACACACAGGUGAGAAGCCUUUCUCCUGUACGAGUGAUGGUUGUGAGAAGUCCUUCAGCUCCCAGUACAGCCUGAAGAGUCACAUCCGUGGCCAUGACAACAAGGGCAACCCCUUCACAGUCAACCUCACACACCCACUCUCAGAAGAUGCAAACCACUCACUGUGCAUCAGUGAUUUGAGUCUCAUCUCCACGGAUUCAGAGCUUCGGGAAAACCUGAACAACUCUCACGGUUUGGACUUCAGCAGUGUGACGCCGGUGCGGAUCUUUGAGCUUAUGUUCCAGAGCCCCGACAACAGCGUCAGCCAGGACGACGUGCAGCACACAGAUAGUCUAGUAGAGGCCUUUGGCCUGGACACCCCAUCCCAGCCUGCCGUGACAGAGACCCCUGCCCUCCUCCCAGCCUUCACACAGGCCCCUUCGUCCUCCUCCCCUUCCUCAUCUCUGGCCACCCCAGUCUUGGACAUCACUCUUCAACCGGUGGUGUCUGUGUGCACUCAGCCUUCCUCCUCCACCACCACCUCCUCCUCCUCCGCCUCAUCGUGCUCAUCCUCUUCCUCGACGGUCACCACCAGCACGCUUUCCUCCGUCUCAAGCUCCAGCUAUGUGCCUAUCAGUGCCUCCCUGCAGGCCCCGGAGCUCCAGAGCAUGCCAUCAGCCGCCCAGCACUACGUGGCCCUGCCGCCCAAGUUCCUCCAGCCGGAGGGCGUCGGUGCCAGUGUGGUGGUGGGUACCGCAGCUGGGCCGACCAUCACAACAACUGGCCCAGCAGCCUCGGCAACCCCAGCCUCAUCAGCAGCCCCCACCUCAGCACCACCCACCACCCCGUCUACGGGAUCAAUUGCAACUGAUUCGGCCCCUCCACCACCACCACCACCACUACCCGCGCCUGCUCCUGUGGCAGCACCGGCUCCACCUCCUGCUACCAUCACCAUAGCACCCACGCCGGGCAUGCUGCCCCCAGGCCUGAUGGUGUCUGACCAGAAUCUCCAGAACCUUCAGUGGAUCCUCAGCAGUGCCGCCAACGCACAGAGCAGCACGGAGCAGCAGGUGUCAGGUACCAAAGUGGAGAAAGUCUUCUUUACCACCGCCAUACCUGUUGGAGGAAGUUCAGGAAACCCUGUGCAGCAGAUCGGCCUGAGUCUGCCCGUCAUCAUCAUCAAGCAGGAGGAGUCGUGCCAGUGCCACUGUGCCUGCCGGGACUCCAGCAGUACCUCCACCACCUCCACCUCCACCUCCACCUCCACUUCAACCUCCAGCUCGAGCUCCUCCGCAAACUCCACAUCGUCCUCCACACAACAACAGCAGCCACCUACAGAACCCAGUGCACCUGGAGCUGCUGCCGUAGUGACUAUAACCGCACCUGCUGCCAACGUUCCCCCACCCGCCCCACCACCUCCCCCAGACCUUCCUCCCUCCUCCAGCUCAGCCCCUCCCAGUGCUGGCCCCACGCAGUGUUGUUCAGACCAGCCGGACGAUUCGUCGUCAUCCCACCCUGGCCACGCACAUUCAGCCACUCAGCCUCCAUCGUUACCCUCUGCAUCAGCAGCAGCAGCAGUACUGUCGACCUGUGCUGCCUCUGCCCCCUCCUCCUCCUCCUCCUCUUCAUCCUCCUCGAUUGUCAUCUCUCAGACCUUAGUCAGCUCGAACCCCUCCACCUCUGACUCAGCUGCCCUCCCCCCACCAGCGCAGCAGCCAGCGGCAGCGGUCUCCACUGACGGUCUGGCCAGCAUGGACGUGUCUGACUUCCUGUCUCUGCAGAGCCCCUCUGAUGGUGGCACGGGCAACAUGGAGGCUCUGCUGCUGGUGCACGAUGACUUCCCCAUGUCUGACGGAGGGGCACCCCAAUAGCAGAACCCCCCGCCCCCCCCUUACCUAACUUCCACCAAACACAUGGCCCUCUGCCUCUUCAGCCGCCAUAUUUCCCUCCCACCUUCUUGGUAUUAGCCCCUUCUUCUUCUAUUCCAGUGCUGCCAGUAACAAUGCAGGUUCCCACUUGGUCAUCAUGUGCUGCUGCCACCUGCUGGCGGUUCAGAGGAGUGCACCAAGCAGAGACUGAUAGAAGCAGCCCCACCAAUUAGCAGCAUGGAACCUGAACCAGACUUGCCUGGCUGCCUGGAUCAGACAGCUGUGCUCUUUGGUUGUUGAAACGUACAGUGCAGCGGGAUAUAUGAGGUUCACCCUGCUGCUUGCGUCUCUGCUUCCUACUGUGAACGCAAAACCCUCAGCUGACAGCCCUCGUCUUCAGCGCGCCAUCCUACCCGGCCCUGCCCUUUGGAUAGAGUGGCGCUAUCAUUCGGAUCCUCACAUCCAUUGAUGUUACUUGACAAACCACGUUACUUGUCAUAGCAGUACUCAGAAGUGUCUGUAUCUACAUAUGCAGCUUUGGUCAAUGUGAUCAAUGCCUGAAUGGACUCAUCUAAAGAAUUUAUUUGAUUUUUUUUUUUUUGCUUUGUUUUUAUUCUUUCCCUAUUGUUGUCGGGGACAUGCAAGAGACAAAAAAAAUAAUUGUAAAUGAAUGAAUUUGGCUCAAUUUGGCUAUGGAAUUAUUUGCGUGCCAGUACUUGAGGAAAAAACCCUUGUUGAGCUCUAUUUAAGACCACCUCGUCACUUUUUGCAUGAUGUUGAACAUGUCUUUAUUUCUUAUAUGUUGUUUUUUAUUAUUAUUUUGUUCAUGGAAAAACAUGAAGCACUGAUUUUCUUUGCCACAAACUGUAGUGAAAUUACACACUAUGACAUUUCCUAACUAUCUAUGUACUGUAGUUGGCAGCGCUCUCUCUGGUGUUAAAAUACAUUUAGUGCAGGACUGACUAGAAUGUACUGCAUGUAAACAAAUAGCAACAAAAACAACAGCAACAUAACAUGUUGACAGUAGUUUGUCGUGGGAGUAGUCUGUAGUUGAAAAAGAAACAAAAAAUAGAAAUACACAUUCUAUUGCGAGGUCAUUUGGAAGCGUAGGUGUUCGCUGUUGCUUCUCCCUCCUAAAGCAAAGUCUAUGGCAUGCCACACCACAGUUAAGAGAAGCUGACUGCAAAGGAUGCUAGGGUGUCUAGUCUAGUCCAGGAAAUGUGAGUUUUGUAAUGAUGACAUUAUUUUCAUUUUAUAUCUUAAUCUGUUGAUAGUUUUGAAAAGAAAGACAGACAAGGAAAUGAGUUAUUUUGCUUUUCUUUUUAAAGAAUAAAUAUAUGUAAUAUAGUACAUUUGGGGGAAACAGCUGCCUAUAACUAAAGUAGUAUUUAAUUUUAUUGUGUUAAUUUAUUUGAAUAAUAACUAUCAUUCAAUCAACUUCUCUCUCUCUCUCUCUCUCUCUCUCUCUCUCUCUCUCUCUCUCUCUCUCUCUCUCUCUCUCUCUCUCUCUCUCUCUCAAAAUAAGUCUCCCAAACUCCCUGGCUUUGUGGACCAAGUCCUGUUGUAGCCAUGUUGCUGGCGUGUUUCUCCUUUAUGGUGGAGGAAACGCUCAGGUGUAGGUUGGCGCUUCUUUUCUUUCCUCGAGGAUGGUGUUACUGAUUCCAGGCCCUGCCCCAUUUCACCCUCCCACUCAUUCAUUUUUCAACCCCUCUGCUCUCCUGUCCUGUCCUGUCCUGGUUUUCACUCUUUUCAUUUUCUCCUCUCCUCGCACCUAUAUGCUUUACUUAAUUCUCCUCUCCUGUUCACUUGUGUUCGCCGUCUUAUCUUCUCUCCACUCAUCUGCUCCUCUCUUUGUCUCCCUUUCUUUCUUCCUGUGCCCUCUCUUCUCCUCUCUUGAGUUUUCCCAUUUUCCACAUUCCUCCGCCCCAUCCCAAGAAAGAGCCCCUCAGGGAUGAAAGCUACGACAGGCCAAAUUCUUGAUGCGGAGCAGUUAACUAAAUGACCUGAUUUGAUCUGAAAUGCAUCAUCAAAAUCAUCCAUCAUUGCUGACCCUCAUCUCUCCUUUUUCUCUCUCUCUCGUGUCUCAUCUCAGCUGCCUGCACUACUUGUCCAGUGUCUUUAGUUGGAGCCCCACUCCUUGGGAACAGUCAAUAGCGCCCAUCCCUCCCCUCGCCCCCUUCCUCCUUUGUUAUAUUACCACUGCUGUAGAGAGUAUUUGUGUUGUGAACGAGUUGAUCCUACAUGUAGAUAUUGCACAUUUGAUAUAAAUACAAUUAUUCCUUUAGAUUGUAUUUGAAUUUGUAUUUUUGUAUAGAGCGUGAAAUAUUUUAGGUUUUCGAGAUGGAAGACAAAGCCUCCCUAUUUUCCACCCUCCCCCUGCUCACACCCCUUUCAUUGCAGAUGUGCACUAAUUAUGCAGACUUUGCUUUUGUUGUUAUUUUCUUUUCCUUUGUCUUUCUGAACGAAGCCUUGUAAUGGUCCAACUGCGGUUUUCGUGCAAACCUCUCUGAAGGAAAAAAAAGCCUCUCAAAACCUUUCCCCUAACAGAACUGUGCUCUGACGUGCAUGCAUUAAAUGGUGUUCUUUGCAAGUUGAUAUAGAUUCUUCUGUGCAACGCAUAGAGCAUAGAAGAGAUAUAUUACAUUGCCUUACAGCCUAUCAACGAUUACAGUUUGAUGACAAUUUGCCUCUUCAGUGUGUUCUUGCCUUCAACGUAUAAUCUGACUCCUCUAGUCAUCUUUCCGUUCACUCGUUGCCAUACAGACUUAUGUAUCUCAGAACGACUCCUGUAACAAGGCUCGGUUUGGCAAAACAAGAACAAUUUCUUAACUUAUUUGUGUUAUUUUAUGCUGUGCUGCUGCUGCACAUGUUCUCUCUGUGAGAAGCUCAGUUCUUAGGUGUGUUUGUGUGUGGUCUCUACACAACUCCUUGCACCGUACCGCCCAACUUUUGUAAGUGCUUGGAACAUUCUACUUGCAGUGUUGUUGGGGCUCUCUUGUCAUUAUUUUUCCAGAGGAUGUUUAAAAUCCAGGAAUAUUUCUCAUCUACUGUAAUGACAAGAGGCUUCAGAGUGGCUGCAUAUCAAGGCUUUCUUGCAUGCAAGAUUUCAUUUCCCAACAUUGUUAAAUUACACCACCAGUUUCUAUUGUACUGAUGACUUCAGCUUGUGUUAAGCAUUUGAUGUUGGAUCUGUUGUUGUCCAGUUUCUUUCUUUUUUUCUCUCGCUCUUUGUGGGAGGAUUGGUGUUUGUUUUAUUUUUCAUUCUUUGCUGUACUUUUGACAUUUACGUAUGUGUGUGGUGCAAUGCGUUUUAGUCUGGACCAGAGGAAGGACAUUGGUGAAUGUUAACAAUCUGCUUGAUCUUUCUAACUACUGUCAGAUCCUCACCAUCAAUAACCUCAAAAUGUGUGAACUAUGCAAGACCUUUCAUCUUUUCAUUCACUCUUCCUCACUUGCCCUCAUUCAAAAUACCCAACUUCAUUUUUCAGUGUUUGUCCCGCUUAACCGAAUGAUUAUACUCAUUCACUUCCUUUUAAUUGUUAAAUUGUAUUGAUCAGCAUUACCGUGAAGGAUGGCUGAAGAAAUUAGCUUGUGACCUAAGAAAUAUUAUUUUGGGCAUUCAAAUUGUUUCAAACAGGGAGAAAUCUAUUGUCACCGUGCAGUUCUUUAAUGUAAGCGGUCACUACCAUCAAGUAACACCAUUUUAGCAAACUCACAUGAUGUGCUAGGAAGGAACAAGAGCUUCUAUAAUUCUGUUGUAAGAAUUAUUUUCAUCAGUGAAACAAAAAAUCUGUAUCAUUUCAAAGGAGAUUAAAAAAUGUCAAGGAAUACAAUGUGUGUUUGCAUACUCAAACUUGUAUGUCAGUGAUCAUUUAACUCUGUCCCCCCAUCACUUUCUCUGGCUUUCUUAUACCACCAUGUGGUUCUGAAUCCUUGUUACUGUUAAGAUUGCAGUCUUCAAAUUCUUAGCUUCUUACAUGCACCGGCUACUAAAACUAAAUGUGAGAGGAUGCAAGAAGCUAAGAAUGAAGUGUGAUCCAUCUGCAUUUUUCCAUAGCAGACUUCUUGCAUGGGUUCUUGAGUGGCCACGCGUGUUGCCUUGAGUUUCUUUUUCAGUCUACCUACAAACAUUUGUGUUGCCACUCCGGUCAUUGAAGUUCUUAGGGAUCAAGGUUAUGUGAUGCAUAUGGUCUGGUCAAGUGAAGAAUGACAGUAUAGUAUUGCAUUGUGGAAAGGGGGAGUGAAAGCUUCCAAAGGAAUUGUCUUCAACACCCAAAGAAUGAGGUUUUCAAAAAAUGUUUAAGGAUCUGUAUUUUAAAAAGAAUGUAUAAUGUGAAAUGUGUUUGCUUAUG